Messenger RNA from Prorocentrum cordatum, 158 nucleotides. The record is from the annotation of a GenBank genome assembly. NCBI's taxonomy places the organism in Eukaryota, Dinophyceae, Prorocentrales, Prorocentraceae.
CUCGAGAAACAGAAAGCGAGAGCACAGGCCAAGAGCGAGAGCACAGGCCAGCAGCGGGGCUGCGACCGCACCACGUUCCUGCCAGACACGCCCAGCGAUCCGACAGCGCGGCUCGCUCGCGCGCAGAGGCGCCGGGGAGCCGAGGGCGGAUCGGACCG